Messenger RNA from Prunus armeniaca (apricot), 1395 nucleotides. Lineage: Eukaryota; Viridiplantae; Streptophyta; Magnoliopsida; Rosales; Rosaceae. The record is from the annotation of a GenBank genome assembly.
AUGGCGCAUUUUGGUUCAACACCCGAGCCUACGAAGACUGAUGAGUAUGGGAACCCGGUUCAUCACACCACCACCGGAACCGGUCGGAAAGACGAGUUCGGGAACCCAGUUCAGCACGGUGUGGCGGAUACCGGGUACGGAACUGGUGCAGGGUACGGCACUCAUACAAAACCUGGUGUUGUUGAGCAUCACGGCGUCCCUGCUGUGCUUCAUUCCAAGGAUGACCAGUACUCUCGUGACACCCAGACAACCACUGGAGGUUACGGUGGGGACGGGUGCACAGGAGGAGAGCACCAGGAGAAGAAGGGUUUACUAGGCCAACUCCAGGACAAGCUGCCAGGUGGGAACAAGGAUGGCCAGUACCCUCAUGACACCCAGACAACCACUGGAGCUUACGGUGGGGCCGGCUACACAGGAGGAGAGCACCAGGAGAAGAAGGGUAUAAUAGGCCAAGUCAAGGACAAGCUGCCAGGUGGGCAAAAGGAUGACCAGUAUUGUCGUGACACCCACCCAACCACUGGAGCUUACGGUGGGGCCGGCUACACAGGAGGAGAGCACCAGGAGAAGAAGGGUGUAAUAGGCCAAGUUAAGGACAAGCUGCCAGGUGGGCAAAAGGAUGACCAGUACUGUCGUGACACCCACCCAACCACUGGAGCUUACGGUGGGACCGGCUACACAGGAGGAGAGCACCAGGAGAAGAAGGGUAUAAUAGGCCAAGCGAAGGACAAGCUGCCAGGUGGGCAGAAGGAUGACCAUUACUCUCAUGACACCCACCCAACCACUGGAGCUUACGGUGGGGCUGGCUACACAGGAGGUGAGCACCAGGAGAAGAAGGGUAUAAUAGGCCAAGUGAAGGACAAGCUGCCAGGUGGGCAAAGGGAUGAUCAGUACUCUCAUGACACCCACAAAACUACUGGAGCUUACGGUGGGGCCGGGUACACAGGAGAUGAUACCCGGGAGAAGAAGGGUGUAAUAGGUCAAGUUAAGGACAAGCUGCCAGGUGGGCAAAGGGAUGACCAUUACUCUCAUGACACCCACCCAACCACUGGAGCUUACGGUGGGGCUGGGCACACAGGAGAUGAUACCCGGGAGAAGAAGGGUGUAAUAGGCCAAGUUAAGGAGAAGCUGCCAGGUGGGCAAAAUGUGCACCCAACCACUGGACCUUACGGUGGGGGUGGGGCCGCGGGCACAGUAGAGACCCGGGAGAAGAAGGGUGUAGCGGAGAAAGUGAAGGAGAAGCUGCCAGGUGGACAUAAGGAUGACCAGUACUCUCAUGACACCCACCCAACCAAGCCAACCAGUGCAGCUCACGGUGGGGUCGGAGAGCCCCAGCUCCAUGAGAAGAAGGGCUUGAUUGAGAAAAUCAAAGACAAGCUUCCUGGUCACAACAACUAG